Neospora caninum is the source of this 2580-nucleotide messenger RNA. RefSeq lists its product as hypothetical. The transcript is spliced from 10 exons. Bases 1 to 2580 code for a protein of 859 amino acids. NCBI's taxonomy places the organism in Eukaryota, Apicomplexa, Conoidasida, Eucoccidiorida, Sarcocystidae. The record is from RefSeq and is a predicted model, not a curated record. Gene Ontology annotation, cellular component: cytoplasm.
AUGGACGGUGCGCAUGCACGCGCCAGGUCAGCAGAAGCCGCAGAGGAUUUUACGUCGGCUCCAAUGUUGUCGCGUAGUCUUAACCUGACGGCUCUCCAGUUACCCGCACCUAUCCAGUCGCCCACUACGAAGACGCCGCAUCUUUCUCCUCUAUCCUUGCCGGACAAGGAAGAAGGAGUUGUGUCUCCUGGCAAUUUCUAUGGGUGUGACCACGUCGAUUGGCGUGAUGAGCGCGCCGAGCCUCCAGGAGACGGGGAACCUGCGCUGGACCAAGACGUCUGCACGAGUUGCCGCAGCUUUACCCGAGUUUCCCAGUCAAAGCAAGCACUUGCAAAGGGGUGUGGUCUGCAGGCCAGGCCGAAUCGGACGCUGUCGUUCACGACAGAGCCAUUUGUCGCCGUCACUCUCGAUCUGUCUCCACUCGUAACUAGCCAGUCAUCGCCUCCUUCUCCGAUGCCGUCGCCAAUGGCGGACGGCCUGCGGCCCCUCGGAAGCCCUGGAACGGAACGCCGUUUUUCAGCGGCACCGGAGCGUGCGUCGCAUUCUGACUUGUCGCCUUACGAGUCGUCGCUUUGUGACUCGUCACCUGGUGCGUCCUCUUCCUCGUCUUCCCCCGUCUCUCCGGAUCCAGCGUCAUUGCGCUCUGCGCCAAACCUCCCGUCGUGGUCUUCAUCUGCGUCUUCUUCCAGCGCGUUGGACCGGGUGCGGAAAAACAGUGGAAACGGAGCUGGAGAAACGUGGGGUGCGUGCGUGCCACGCGCAACCGAGACAGACACAAAAGGUUCUCUCUCGGCAUUCCUUCACGAACCCCUGCCGCCGUUCUUCCUCCAGAGCGGCCCUACACCCGAGAGGGUCGAGGCGUUGUACCAGUUUAUCGAGAUCGCACACGAUAUUCGACGGACAGUGCUCUCGGAGAUGAGGGCGUCCUCUCGACCGCGUUCAGGUUCCACUGGGGACUUGACGGCUGCGCAAACGCGGUCGGGGGAGAUCGACGCUCAAGCGCCCGAAGAACUGUUUUCCCUGGAGGUCGCGGAACUCGCGGGAACCUACCGACUCUUCCGUUUCCUUCAGGGCUACGAUUUUGAUGUCAACGAAGCCGCUAUUGCCUACAGACGGCACGUCAUGUGGCGAAUAUCGCAAAAGAUCGACACCGCCAUGCGUGACUAUAUUCUCCGGGAGAUGGUGCUGCCGUUGUCCCCGGAAACUGCAGUGGGACACGCCGCAGUUUCGCGGAAUUUUCCAAACAAUCAACUUCUUCGCACGUCGGCGCCAAAUCAGGCUGGCGCUGAAGAGGGGUGUUUCAAGACAGUUGAUGGGAACGAAGAGCGCAGCGAGACAGUCUCCACGGAACUUGUCCCGUGCUCACCUGAAUCUCGCGCCUGCAGCAGUACAACCUCGAAAGACCAGGCAACGAACGAGGGAGCGGGAUUCUCGUUUGUACCUGAGACAAAUACCGGAGACGAAUCGAAGGGAGUGGCAAACAGAGGAGACGAAGAGGAGGUUCUCUUUUGCCGUCUCGCUUUGGCUUCGUCGACUACGUCUUCCUCUACCUCUGCUUCGUCCUCCAUCUCCACUUCGUCCUUGACGUCGUCUUCUUCGUCGCCUGACUCGUCCGUUGCUUGCAUGCCUUCUGGGUGUUCAAAGGAAUUUGCAUCGCCGCCUGAAUCUUUUCUCUCUUCUGUGGCUUCAACCCACAAACCGGAAAUUCUCCUGGACAGAGAGGGGAACAUCAUCACAGUGGCGAGGCCAGGUCUUCUCGAUGAGCGACGCCUUUUCGAGGAGUUGUCUGAGGAUCUCUUCUUAAAGUGGCAUUGCUACCAGCUGGAAUUUCGCAACAUUCUUCUUGACAGGCACGUCGGGGGCCCAGCAAAGAAGCUGCUUGUCUCGCGACUCAGAAACCUCCCGCGGCUACUCUGUGCCACAAUCCUCCGGCAGCUCAUCUACGUGACGAGCGAGAACUAUCCCGAGUCCUUAAGUCACAUCUUCUUCAUCAACACACCGCGCCUCUUCAGUGCCGUCUGGGGGACACUCCAAGGCUGGCUAAAGGAGCGGACUGUCUCCAAAAUCCACCUCCUUGAGAGCGACUACGCGACGGAAUUACACAAAUACAUCGAUCCCGCGUCUCUUCCCCCUUCUCUCGGGGGAAUAUGCACUUCGCCUCUAGCAGGCAUCCGUACAUACUCAAAAGUUGAACUUCUGUCGGCUCGUCUUGGAGGGGGUCACUCAAUACUUCAGAUUGGAGCGCGGCGCCGCGAACAAGUUCAGAUUGAGGUCCCCCAAGGGCACUGCCUUUCGUGGGCCUGGGUACUUUUUGACCACGACGUGUGCUUCCAAGUCAAGUGGCGCCCUGAGGCGGGGGGUGAGGAACGUUCUAUACUGGAUAUGAAGAAACACCAAGGAAAUCAAGUGGUUCGAGGGUCCAUGAAGGCCGACGAAGACGGCACGGUCUCUCUUGUUUUCGAUAACUCCUGGGGUUUGUUCUCUUCCCGGACAGUUUUCUACAAAGCUCAGGUGUCGACCCUCAACUUGGCUGUCGUCGAAGAAGUCGAUGUGACUGAAGACCAGUUCAGCUCGUCGUGA